CUCUGUUUUGAUUCAACCAUGGAGCAAACCAUCUGUCUGUGUAUUAUAUUGACUUUGAAACCAGAACAUAAACCGAAAGGGCCAUUUUUAAGGAGCGCCGAUCUUUAACUGUAGCAGACAGAUGCUUCCCUGCUGUAUUCAUGUACUACACAGUUACAUUUUAUCGUGUGAAUAUAAUUUGAAACUUCAGACUGAUUUGCAAACGUUGUCUGAAGACUCAGCACAAUUGCUGGCAUGCAGAAUGCAAACCCAAUAGAGGAGGCGGGAGGCGACACAUCCUGUGAUGUGCCCUGUCUCCAGAAACUUGACUCCCCAACAGGGAGCCCUCCCAAACAAGCCUCUCUCGCAGAUAUGAUUGAGUUUGAGAAUUGUGUUUCCAAUCUCAGCCUUGCACAUGAGAUAGUGAUGAACAGAGACUUCAGCUUCAGACAGAACAGCCCCCCCAAAGACAGCUUGCAAGGGAGAAUAUCUGACAUAGUUCACAGUGCUUUCUGGGACUGUCUUCGUGAGCAGCUUUCAUGCAGCCCUCCAGACUAUGUCCAUGCUGUCAUUCUGCUCCAAGAGGUGAAAACUACCGUGCUGUCCCUGCUCCUGCCUGGCCACGUGCGUCUGAAGGCCCAGGUGGAGGAGGUUCUGGACCUGGAGCUGAUCCAGCAGCAGGCAGAUCACGGGGCCCUGGACCUGCAAAGAUUGUCAGGCUACAUCAUCAAUACCAUGGCCUCCCUGUGUGCCCCUGUACGGGACCCAGAGAUCAAGACAUUACGGGAUCUUUCGGACCCAGUGGAGCUCCUCAGGGAGAUCUUCAGAGUCCUUGGCCUGAUGAAGACAGACAUGGUCAACUUCACUGUACAGAGCCUCAGACCUAAUCUUCUUCAGCAGGCGGUCCAAUACGAGCAGGCCAAGUUCCAGGAGGUCCUGGAGAAGCAGCCUGACUUCCUGGACAAGACCACCGUUUGGCUUCAGGUGGCAGCACGAGAGGAGGCAUUGGUCAGUGCCCAGUCUGACCUUGACACUGGGACUCCCAAGCCACGUGGUCCAUUAAGUCCUACUGCCGUCCUGAACAGGGCUUACCUGCAACUGCUGAGCUGGGACCCCCAUGACCAGAACUACCCUGAGACAGUUCUGAUGGACAGAGCCCGCAUAGAUGCACUGGGGCAGAGGCUGAGUCUGCUGGUUCUUGAGGCAUCAGUUCUGCUGUUGACUAGCACACAGUGUGGGGCCGCUGUUUUCUCUCUGCAGGGGUUUGUAGGUAAACUCAAGCAGACCAUCACUGCCCUGCUGGAGGGCAGUCACAACAGGGACUUUGACCUGCAGGGGGCGUUGCUGGGGCUGAGGGAGCAGGUUCUGGUGCAGGUGAAGGAGGCUCUGAUCAUCCAGGAAGGACCAGCGCUGCCUCAGGACAGUGAAGAUUUGCUUAAGGGACAGAUCUCAGACCUGGCCAAGGACAACAACCCCAUCCACACACUCAUAGGAGAAAGAGUGCAGGGCUACCUCCAGGCCAUGCUAGAGGGAGGCCCCACUAAAAAGAGUCCGUCCAUGCCCCCUGCCCUGAGGCUGCUGAGUGCUGAGGUGGCAGAACUGGGAAUGGCCUUUGGGCGAAUAGUCCAUUUCAACCGCUCAGUUUUCGGCCCCUUCUACGUCCCCAUCCUAAGGAAGAUGCUGUUUCCAUCGGGAGAGGCCGAGAUGGGAGAGGACUCCCGCUAGUCCCCCGAACACCUCCGGUCCCCUGCAUAAGCUGCCAUUCAACAUUUACACAAUGUAGAGCAGGGUUCCCAAACUGGCGACCCGCGGGCCAAAUCUGGCACGCCAACAAUAUUAUUUGGCUCCCCCAAAGACCCCCAAAUUAAAUGUUAAUAUUUUUUAAAUAAAAAAAAUGUAUACAAAUCUCGGAUCCGAUAUGCAAAACCCCCCAAAUGCAAUGUCCCAAGAAGGAAGUUACCCUACCUAAAUAAUGCAAAAGUUAAGUUUUAACUUCAUUCAUGAGGAGAGAGAAUGCAGGAGACAGUCAACUAAUAAAGCUGGCAACGACCAUUUUGUGGUGCUGAAACUUAAAGCUGCAACCACAGCACAAUCAAUAGGAGGUGAACAGCACCUGGUGCUGAAAAUAUAGCUAACCUGUUAUGCAAGUGUUGCACAACGACAGAUGGAGAAAACCUACACCAGUCGAGUAAUUCAUUUCAACAAUAAUCUUCAUUUUAAUUUGACUUUACAAACAAGAAGAGGGCUUAAUUGUCUUCUGAGCCAAGGCCUACAUAAAAUAACAACUGGCUGUGGUAUGCCAUAAGGCUUAACAGCAUCUUUCACAAGAAAAAAUUAUAUGGCCGAUGCCAUUUAGGUUCGAUGCUGUGAUGCUCAUUUGCAGGGGAUACCCCACCGGGUGGAGGGGAAAUUGGUGGAAGACCUCCUGCAAUGAGAUCAAGGUCAGGUCAUUUGACCUCACUCAUCCAGCCACUCGGGUCAUGUGACAGUGUUGAUGCCCAUUCUGUGUUUUAUAUAUAUAAAAUGCACAUUUAAAAAAAAAUCUAAAAAUGUUGUCCACGUCCAAGACUGCAGCCAUGAGUUCAGUUAUUGAAAUUCUGGCAUUAUGAGACGCGUAUUAAAAAAUAAAUAUGCACAAAAAAAAUCAUUCCAAAGACAGUUUCAGAAGUGGGAUUUAAUUUUUUUUUUUUUACAAGGUCUCCUUACAAUUGCAACUGGGCAAAAAUGGAGCAUCCUAGAUAAAACAAUAAUUUAAAGAAAAAAAGGUGAAUGUCUAUCAGGACAGCCUGCUCCUAUAACGACAGAACAAACAGAUAAUACUGUCAGCUUGAGACCUAAAUAUCCCUGGAUAAGCACACAAUAAUGUUAGUAUUUACUAAGUACAGUCAUAUAGGCCACUAAGUUACUCACUCAAUGGGAAAUGUUGCAUUUCCCCUCAAUCUUAUGGAUGUCACGUGAGAUGGAUGUGAUUUUGAUGCGCAGGCAGUCAACAAUUGACUUGUGUGAAAGCCGGUUCCUGUCCUGAGUCUAUAUUGCAUUCAUAGAGGAAAAUGAGGACUCGCAGGAUUAAGUCGAUCCAAACAUUGUUAGCACAUGAAAUGCACGUUUCUUUAUUGGCUGUAUUCCUGAGCAUGCCACCCAAAACGCACACAAGGACUCGGUACCCCUGAGCGCAUCCCUGAUUUGGCUUGAUGUCUGUAAUUCAAUCAGCUCAGUUUGAAUUGCGGCCUAAUUUUUUAAAUUUAAACUUUAUGUAACUAGGCAAGUCAGUUAAGAACAAAUUCUUAUUUACAAUGACGGCCUACCAAGACCAAACCCGGACGACGCUGGGCCAAUUGUGCGCCACCCUAUGGGGCUUCCAAUCACGGCCAGAUGUGAUUCAGCCUGGAUUCGAACCAGGGACUGUAGUGACACCUCUUGCACUGAGAUGCAGUGCCUUAGACUGCUGCUCCACUCAGGAGCCCAAUCCAGUGAGGGUAUUGUUUUCUUAGCAAGGGAGGAGUGUUCUCCACCUGGGCAGACUGUGAGAGGAGCACGUACAAACGCAAUGAUAUCCAUGGGCAUUCCGUAGUCUUCAAAUCUGGUGGAGGAGUUGUCAGCCAAAGAAGCAGUUUAUGUAGCUUGCAGUUAAAGCUUAAAUGUUUCUGCGUAGGGCCUCUGUCUCAGGCGGGAAGACCACCUUAAAAGUUCCAUGCUUAGAUUCAUAAUAACGUAUGAGAUUAAAUGAUUUGCAAACAGCAACAUUUUCAUUUCAAAUAAGACACACUGGCUUGGCAUUGGGAAAAUAUGGUAAGAUGAAUGCAAUCUCUUUGUACAUUUUCCCUGAUACUUAUUGAGAGCAACAUGUUGAUGUUAAAAAAUAUUAGUGUAGGCUACAGUGAACCUGUUUUUCCCCACCAAUCAACACAGUGAAAUAGACAAAAAUAAUAACUGAAUAGAGACAUGGUGAUUUUAUGAGCGUAAUCAGAUCAAAAUUAUUAUAAUUGUCACAGAAUGUAUUAUGUACUGAUCAGAUGUGUUAAAAAUGUUGUUCAAUUUGUAGUGUAGGCCAAUUAGGCCGCUGACUAUUAGCUCAGAGACAAAUUGGGCCAAGGGCCAAACCUAGUUGACGAGCCCUGAUGUAGAGUGUUUAUACUGUAUAUUUAGAUUUUAGAAUACUGCUCAAAAAAAUAAAGGCAACACUUAAACAACACAAUGUAACUCCAAGUCAGUCACACUUCUGUGAAAUCAAACUGUCCACUUAGGAAGCAGCACUGAUUGACAGGUAGAAAUGAUAGGCAAUUAGCAAGACACCGCAGGUGGUGACCACAGACCACUUCUCAGUUCCUAUGCUUCCUGGCUGAUGUUUUGGUCACUUUUGAAUGCUGGCGGUGCUUUCAUACUAGUGGUAGCAUGAGACGGAGUCUACAACCCACACAAGUGGCUCAGGUAGUGCAGCUCAUCCAGGAUGGCACGUCAAUGCGAGCUGUGGCAAGAAGGUUUGCUGUGUCUGUCAGCGUAGUGUCCAGAGCAUGGAGGCGCUACCAGGAGAUAGGCCAGUACAUCAGGAGACGUGGAGGAGGCCGUAGGAGGGCAACAACCCAGCAGCAGGACCGCUACCUCCGCCUUUGUGCAAGGAGGAGCAGGAGGAGCACUGCCAGAGCCCUGCAAAAUGACCUCCAGCAGGCCACAAAUGUGCAUGUGUCUGCUCAAAUGGUCAGAAACAAGACUCCAUGAGGGUGGUAUGAGGGCCCGACGUCCACAGGUGGGGGUUGAGCUUACAGCCCAACACCGUGCAGGACGUUUGGCAUUUGCCAGAGAACACCAAGAUUGGCAAAUUCGCCACUGGCACCCUGUGCUCUUCACAGAUGAAAGCAGGUUCACACUGAGCACAUGUGACAGAGUCUGGAGACACCAUGGAUAACGUUCUGCUGCCUGCAACAUCCUCCAGCAUGACCGGUUUGGCGGUGGGUCAGUCAUGGUGUGGGGUGGCAUUUCUUUGGGGGGCCGCACAGCCCUCUAUGUGCUCGCCAGAGGUAGCCUGACUGCCAUUAGGUACCGAGAUUAGAUCCUCAGACCCCAUGUGAGACCAUGGGGUAUGCUGGUGCGGUUGGCCCUGGGUUCCUCCUAAUGCAAGACAAUGCUAGACCUCAUGUGGCUGGAGUGUGUCAGCAGUUCCUGCAAGAGGAAGGCAUUGAUGCUAUGGACUGGCCCGCCCGUUCCCCAGACCUGAAUCCAAUUGAGCACAUCUGGGACAUCAUGUCUCGCUCCAUCCACCAACGUUGCACCACAGACUGUCCAGGAGUUGGCGGAUGCUUUAGUCCAGGUCUGGGAGGAGAUCCAUCAGGAGACCAUCCGCCACCUCAUCAGGAGCAUGCCCGGGCGUUGUAGGGAGGUCAUACAGGCACGUGGAGGCCACACACACUACUGAGCCUCAUUUUGACCUGUUUUAAGGACAUUAUAUCAAAAUUGGAUCAGCCUGUAGUGUGGUUUUCCACUUUAAUUUUGAGUGUGUCUCCAAAUCCAGACCUCCAUGGGUUGAUAAAUUUGAUUUCCAUUGAUAAUUUUUGUGUGAUUUUGUUGUCAGCACAUUCAACUAUGUAAAUAAAAAAGUAUUUAAUAAGAAUAUUUCAUUCAUUCAGAUCUAGGAUGUGUUAUUUUAGUGUUCCCUUUCUUUUUUUGAGCAGUGUAUAUACAUUAGUAACGUUUGUUAAACCAAAAACAGGCCAUCAGAUAAGUAGAAUAUAUGAAGGUCAUAUAAAGAAGAAUCAUACUGGAAUAUAUUUUCCUCAGGACACAUAUAAUAUUUGUUGUCGCAACCAUUGUGAUAAUCGUUUCACUAAUAUCUAGAGUUUGCAUGUAUGUCAGCUUGAAUUGAUUAUUUGUGCAUUAGCUAGAGAUUGUUGUGUACAGUAAGUUUAUUGAAUGGUAUGUACUGUAUAAUUUAAAGCACUUACCAAAGAUAUGUAUGCACUUUUUAACUAUUUAAAAUACAUCUAUAUUUUAAUAUUUUGGAACUGUACAUUAAAUAAUGUGUGAAAUUUG
Oncorhynchus nerka (sockeye salmon) is the source of this 6003-nucleotide messenger RNA. RefSeq names its product T-complex protein 11-like protein 2. The record is from RefSeq and is a predicted model, not a curated record. The coding region runs from base 235 to 1704 and encodes 489 amino acids. The transcript is spliced from 11 exons. Lineage: Eukaryota; Metazoa; Chordata; Actinopteri; Salmoniformes; Salmonidae. Gene Ontology annotation, cellular component: sperm flagellum; acrosomal vesicle. Gene Ontology annotation, biological process: regulation of sperm capacitation.